Molecule: messenger RNA, 1848 nt
Organism: Haliotis rufescens (red abalone)
Lineage: Eukaryota; Metazoa; Mollusca; Gastropoda; Lepetellida; Haliotidae
Product: plasmolipin-like
Exons: 5
Coding region: 270-803 (177 amino acids)
Cellular component (GO): membrane
Source: RefSeq, a predicted model, not a curated record
UGUGAUUAGCAAACAAGGCGUAUAUGUUGCGAGCGUAAUAUCAGGUGAUAGGUUGCUACAAAUAUGUAGAACUGCACCGGGGCUAUCAUACUCGAUCCACUCCCUCUUGUUGACAUUGGACUUGGAGUGCGGAUAUUGGGAGUUGUAGUUUCUCCUAGUUGAGGGCGUUAGCUGUACAGGAUCUUUAAACGUAUUUCUUGUCAGAUGUUGAUAGAGAGUUGGGAUUUUCUGUGAUCUCCUGUCUUCAUUGAUCAGUGACAUAAGUCAACAUGUCUACCUACGAGACGACCACCACGACCACCUCGUCCAGCACGACGGGCAUCCACCCCGAUGUCGGAUACGUCAAGUCCAUCCCCGGAAUACUCAAGAUAGUUGAAUUUGUUCUCUGUAUUAUUGUCCUCAUCUGCACGUCGGUGGUGUACUGGGUGCCCUACGGAGCUGGUUGGAUCCAGUUUGUGGCCGUGGCAGCGUGUGUGGUGGUGGCACUGUUGUUCAUCUUCCACUUCCUUCACAUCUUUGAGAAGCUCCCAGGACCAUGGCCAUUGAUUGAGUUUGUGUGCUACAUUGUCUUCACCAUCUUCUUCCUCAUCUCCGCCAUCGUCGCCGCCGUACGUGGAGGCUGGCAUGGAUCCAUUGCCGCUACCGCCUUCUUCUGUUUCGCGACAACAGCAGUGUUUGGGGUGGACACAUUCUUCCAGUACCGCGGCUGGCAGACCGGCGCGUCCCACACCACCAGCUCCUCCGCCGCCACGGUGGAGACAACUACAACUACUACAUCCUACGAGACCAAGACACAGUACUAGCUGCUUCACCGCUGCCACAGCAAGUUCACGCGGAGCCAGAGCAUCCACUUACCUAACCAUCGCGAUAUUGGCAAAUGCAGGCACUUGAAAAUCCAUUAUGAAUUUACUCAGGAUCUGGUUUAAAGUUUCACCAGCUUGCUUUGGGCUGUUAUUACAUAAAAUAUCUUUUAAUAAUGACAAAUGGCUACCAUUUAUCUUUAUCAUUUACUACCAUUAGGAGAUCUACAAUAAUUUUGUAUUUAUUUAUUGUUUGAUUUUCUUGCCAAAGAUGACAUAUUUGUCCACUUUUGACUAGAACUUGGCUAUAAGAUGCAUUGAUCGCUUUGGAGCGUUGAACGUUCUAGUAAGGAUUGGUGUCUCUAGUUUGAACUGAACCUCCCUCCACCGGAUCGUAGAAAAACAGCUAGAUUGUUUGAAACAACCAUUAUGUGCUGGUAACAGUGUGUAGAUGUUCACAAAGCCUGUUAGACUGACCUUGACACGGUCACAGGUUCGAGAACGGAGAAAUAUUGACUUACUACAUGUAUGUGAUGGUUAAUUUACAUGCUGACGUUUUAGGAAACUUGGUGAUAGUUCUACAUGGCCCAGGGCUAACUAUUAUGCCUUGAUAAUGUGUAAUGGAUUGAUACUCAGAUAGCAUGGUUGCAGGAAUAAACUUUUUAAUAAGGUCAGUUUUAUAACUAUCAUUUUGAGAUAACCAUAAUGAUAUUUAAAAGUGUAUUUAUAAAAGUUUGAACAUUUUGCUGUUAUGGUGUUGCUCUGUUAAUGGAAGCCUGUGACUCCCAAGUUAAAAAUUAAAAACACAAAUGAUUAAAUAAAACAAACUUGGCAUCAAUGAAUCAGCUGUUUCAAAAUGCAACUUAAUUAUUUUUCGAAGUAGGUUUUGUCAUUUGUGUCAUUUGAUUCUAAGCAAUUGGAUAAUAGGUUGAAAUUUCCAAUCACAUCUAAUACAAGUAAUAAAUGCAUAUGUAAUUCUUCAAUAGAUAUAACACUGUAUAAAUUCAAUAUACCAGUCAAUAAACAUGAUAAAGGUGUUGUCACAACA